UCACGGUAGACGUAGAUUUUCGACGUUCCAGUGUUCUCACAAUCUUGAAUGAUGGAUGCUAAGACAAAAUUUUUUUUAAUUAUUCUAAUCACAUCAUAUAUCCAGAAUGCCAGAUGUGAUCUCUUUUUGGAAUACAGUGGUAGCACCAGAGCCGAGGUUAGCAUUGGUACCGUUGCAGCGUUUGAAUGUUCCUCGUCAUCACGAAUCUCUGAAGGCAAAUUGCGAACCGGUCGGAUUGAAUGGGGCAGAAACACAAGAUACUCGGUAUCUACUCAAGUCAUUGCACGGUGGACAAAUGAGAAUGGAAUUGAGAUCUUAGUCGAUAACUCCGAUGAACGAUACAAUAUUGAAGGUGGAAUCUUAUCAAAUGGACGUUUCAGACAAUAUCUGACUAUUCGAAAAGUUCAACGGAUUGACCAGACCGAUAGUACUGGGUAUUACUGUGCUUUAUUCAAUUCUUCAGAGAGUAUGUUGGUUAAAUCUGGAUACGCUCCAUUGACUGUCAAAUAUCCUCCUGCAGAACAUUACCCUCUUUGUACCGCGACACCAAAUGACAUCACCAGAGAAGUAAUGCUUGAGUGUGCAUCUGAGAAAACUACUCCAGAUGUAACUGUACAAUGGUAUAAGGACGGUGAGAAGGUGUCAGAUGCCCAUCCAAGUGGUUACAAAAUGAAAUCGACCUAUGAGGCCCGUGAAGAUGAAUUACACGGCGAAUUCGAAUGCCGACUAUAUUACGAAGACGGAGCUGAUGUUGAGGUUCGUCGAUCCUGUACAUUCAGUAAACCUCGAGUGGCUAUUUUAAGGAUGGGAGGGGAAACUCUAAAUGCAGAAAGUAUAUAUCAUGCAUUUUCUGUAUCUAAUCCACCUCUCACAUCCGACAUCAAUUGCACACUGGAAGCAUCUUCAGACACUUCUCAACGUUUCGAUAAAGAGUUUCCUGGUUAUGGGGUGGCAGCCGUUGGACCUGUAGCUCCAACCGAUAAUGGUAGCACACUGGUGUGUCAGGCCAAAAAUGUUUUCGGAACUGAAGAUGCCAGGAUGAGAGUAUACAGUCCAAGCGAUAACCAGGAUGGAGAAACUACUAUCCCGUCCGUUGUAACCAGUUAUAUGCCAGGCGGUCAAGUUCUCCAAGCCACAAUUUGGCCCAAAGUACUAGAAAUAAUUCCUGGAGAGAACGCGACGUUUGUGUGUAGCUACAGCCUUACCAUCCACUCGCAUGUUACGGCACAAGUAGAGAUCAAAUGGGAACAUGACGGCACCAUUACUACUGAGACAGAAGAGAAUGUCCUUUUCAUAACCAAUGCAGAGUAUGAAGAUUUCAAAGAGACAUUGAUAACUUGCGUUGCUUCUGUAAUUACCGAUGACCCAAUGAUCAAUACGGUUCCUGAACGUAGUUCUGCAACAGUUCGAGUCGGCAAAGCGAGUCCUUGCGACCCCAAACUAUUAUCUUCAAGUUCGAGGCAAGGACAGUCCCAGACCAAUAUGAAAUCAUAUUAUAUCGCCGGCAUAAUCGUUUUGGCCGGAUUAGUUUUCAUAUUGAUAAUCGCUUUAAUGUUUGUGGUGGUUAGAAAACAGAAACAUCAGAAGAAACCUCGCUCUGACUCUGAACAAUCUUCCAGCUCUCAAGUCACCUACCGUGCUGAUUCUGCCUCUGCAGAAGAAAGACCUGACAAUAGAAUCGUCCGUCAAGCAUCCAUCCAGCGAGCAUUACCGGCCGAACCAAAUGAACCCGCACCAACCACGACACUCCGAUCCGUUGUGACAUCACCUUCUCCAGCCACUUUGACAUUAAUCAAUGAUCCUGACAGACACAUGCUGGAAUCCAUCUCCAGUUGCAACACCUUUAAUACAACCACUACGGAUCUUCCAUACCAGGAGAUGGUGGGCGAUACUGGCAUCAGCAAGAGCCGCCACGGAAGUGUCUCGAGCAACGUCAAUUUCCAACGCCACGUCCCUCUUGUCCGCAGUCUCUCCAUUCCUGCAUCGAUGAUCCCUGUUCCAAAUGGAGGCUUCUUGCCUUCAAUUGCUGGUGACCAUCCUGGUAUCCAACGUACGGUGAGCGAAGGUGCUGAUGACGACCCUUACGAAGAUCCCGAUGCUAUUCGAGAGCGUCGUCGGACGAACCGAGCUCCGAACAACGAUUACCAGUCGACAACCAGUGGCUUAACGAUAAUGUCCAUGGCAAUUCAGAAUAAGAAACUAGCGUCCCAGUAUGUCAACUCAUCGCUUACGGAUGAUUCUGUUUUCCUUGUUUGAGAGAGUGACGACUUCAACAUUCAUCUUUUUUUCACCUCGUUAAAAUACCAUGAUUAUCGGAGAUUUCUUACAUUCCAGGAGGAUAUCAAUAGCAACGAAGCAUAUACAUUGUGAGAAAUUCUGUUUUCUCGAAAUAUUAUUAUGCUGAUAUUAUUGUUAUGGCAUUAAAUGUGUAAUAGCACCAAAAUUAUCAUUAUCGAAAGUUGAUUUUGCCAGAGCAAUAACAAAGAUGAUGACAGAGGUGGUGACGACAAAGAUGGCGGUGGUUUUGAUAAGGAUGGUGAUCAUAGCAACGAAGAAGAAUCGGAGUGAUGCAUUCAUUAUAAUGACAGUGACGACGACAGUCUUACGAUGACGAAAGUGAUAACGAUAAUGGUGAUGGCGACGACUAUAAUGAUUGUGAGAACUAUAUCAGAAGAAUAAGUAAGAAGAAGUUAAAAUAAUUUUUUGAGGACAGAAUAGACAUCGAAAAAAGACUUUGUUGUAAGUCAUAUUAAUUUCCCUAAACAUGUUUGGGAAUUAAGAUCGUUCUCUAAUCUUUGUGAUUUCUUAUUAAACAUUAUACUAUAAAGGCGAACAUUUUUAGAACUUAAGACCAGUUGUAACUUAUAUAGGCCUACCAGUUAGGUGCUUGUUUCUUCGAACAUGACUAAUUUCUUCUUUCAAAAAUGUAUACUUAUAUGCAUAGUUGUGAAAUAAUGCUAUGUAUGUUCUUCUUGAUGUAAAAGAGUGAGUAAGAGACAGUGCUUACCUCUUCGUAAUAUAAUUUAGUUUACAUAUUUUUAUAUGUAAUGACAAGUUUUAGAGCUGUUUGGAGAAUACAUAUACAUUUUUUUUUAUGUCUAUUAUUUCUUCUUCUAAAGAGAUAUGUUUAAUCAACCACAUAUGCAGGAGACCUUACAAUUCAAACUCAGAUUGAUCUUAUGUUGUGUAUUUAUCCGAUAUAUCAAAAUAUGAUCGAUCGCGAUUUCAAUUUCAGUUUGAUUCAAAUUUAUCUCAAAUCUUAGACGAGUCCUUGAGGUCAAUGCUAGGAUUGGGUCAGAUUUGACUUUAUUGCAACUCUUAGACGGGUCCCUGAAACAGUUCGAUUCGAAUUCAGAGCAGCUCUUAAAUCAUCAGCCUGGUCUCUGAUCUUCAGAGUAGGUGGAUGCAUCGAUGAGAGAAAUAGUUAAAGGGAUGGUCCAGGCUGGAGAUAUUUCUAUCUCAAUAAAUAGAGUAAAAUUCACACAGCAAAAUGCUGAAAAUUUCAUCAAAAUCGGAUAACAAAGUUAUUGAAUUUUAAAAAUUUGCAUUAUUCCGGUGUAACAGUUCUAGUCAUGUCUUUUUGAAUAUUCAUUAGGUGGGCUGAUGAUGUCAUAUCCCAACUUGUUCUUUUGUAUUUUAUUAUAUGAAAUAAGGUUUAUUCAACACUUUUCUACCAAGAACUUAAACAAUUUGAUUAGGUACAUUAGUUAUUUAUUGCCGCAACCUAUUUCAUCAUAACGGAGACACACCAUUUACACAUUUAUGAAAAAAUGAAACAAAAUAUUGAUAAACUUUAAAGUUCAAUAACUUUGUUAUUUGUUAUCUGAUUUUGAUGAAAUUUUCAGCAUUUUGCUCUGUGAAAUUUACCGUAUUUAUUUAAAUAUAAAUAUUUUCAGCCCGGACGUACCAUGCCUUUAAAGACAGAAACCAAUAAUCAUUAUCAUUAAUGCAUUUCCGCGACUGCUAUUAGGGGCGCUGUUAAGAUCCAUUGUAGAUAGAAGUUUCAUUCGGUGAAGGACUAUAAUAAGGUGUGAAUUAUACUAUUAGUAAUGGAAGAAUAAUCACCGCAAAGCUCUUCGUGCAGUUUUGAUAACCAAACUAUACUGGUACUUUAUUUCAACAGUAAAAUAAUUGAUGUUUAAACAAUAAUCAGUUAAUUUCUGCAGUAACGAAUGAAGAACUUAAAUAAUAAAUCAAAAAUAUAUUAUUUUAUAAUAUUUCAUUGUGAAUUUCAGUGAUGGCAGGGCAAAACAAAUGGGAUCUCUCAUAUCGGUUUCAAUCACUUGUUCUCACACCUAGAAUGUUAUAUAUAGGCUUACAUUACCGUACUAAUUACGGAAUAUUUUUUUUCAGGUGAUGACUAUCAUGGUGCCGAAGGGGGAUUACGAAUUAAUAGCCUGAUACAUUUGUUCAGUAAUUGUGUGUCGAUUUUCUUUCAUUUAUUGAAUUAAAAAGGUAAAAUGUAGGGGGUAUAGAAUAUUUUAAAAGGUUCGUUCUAUAAUAUGAAUUUACCUUUUUUAUGUUUGUAGAGGGGGCAAUACAGAAAUAAAAUAAUGAAAAAAGUAUAUAUUUUAGAUAUUAAUAAAAUGUCAGAAAUUAUUUAAUUUAGAAGGUUACAGAAUAGUUCAAUUUGAAUUAAUCUAGAUAUUUUAAGAACUAGUGGUCACACUUCCUCUGUCUUGCAUUUAGAUAGUGUGACUGUUGACAUAUUUCAGCACUCACAAUCGACAAAAGAGGAAUGUUUACAUAUUAUAUGAAUAUUGAACGGCAACAAUAAAUGUACAUACACAAUGUUGAAUGUUUGUUGGACAAGACACAGACCAAUGUGAAUAUUAUAAUAAAUUUAGAAUGAUGUGUUUACUCUUUAUAUUAUUCUCAUAUCAUUAAUAGAGCACUUUGCUGUUACAACGUGCUUUAAUUAUUUUCACUCUAUUAAUUCAACGAUUAAUAUAAAGGUUUUUUUAAUUUCAUUUUAAAAAAAAUGAAGAUUGAAAUAUGCACUUAAAGAUCGUGUUGCGAAAUCGUAGGUCUUCUAUCAAGCAAUUAAUGUUUGUUAAAAUGAAAAGUAUGAUAAUAAUAAUUAUAAUAAUACUCGGUUCUUUUAUAGCGCAUCACACAUAGCAGAUUGCAUGUCUGUAUGCACUAAAAGUAUAGGACAAGCAAAAAGUGAAAAAAUAAGGAACAUGUACAUACAAUUCAAUUCACUGGAAAAUGAUAAUAAGUGUUAAAAAGGUAUCUCUUAAGAGAAACUUCGAAUUUAUCUAAGUUAUUUUGGCAUUUCAUGGAAUCAGGAAGUACAUUCCACAGUAGCGGAGGUGUGUGAAAAGGAACGUUCACCGUAUGAUUGUGCCUAUGUUGAGAUGGAAGGAAGAAAGAUAUGACAUCCGUGCACAUAGAAUGUCUAAUCAAUUGUUUGUAUUAAAAAAAUAGUUACACUUUA
Lytechinus pictus (painted urchin) is the source of this 5440-nucleotide messenger RNA. RefSeq lists its product as uncharacterized. Lineage: Eukaryota; Metazoa; Echinodermata; Echinoidea; Temnopleuroida; Toxopneustidae. The transcript has a single exon. The coding region runs from base 49 to 2256 and encodes 735 amino acids. The record is from RefSeq and is a predicted model, not a curated record.